Dromiciops gliroides (monito del monte) is the source of this 2261-nucleotide messenger RNA. RefSeq names its product lymphatic vessel endothelial hyaluronan receptor 1 (gene LYVE1). The transcript has 6 exons. The record is from RefSeq and is a predicted model, not a curated record. The coding region runs from base 83 to 1036 and encodes 317 amino acids. Gene Ontology annotation, cellular component: plasma membrane. NCBI's taxonomy places the organism in Eukaryota, Metazoa, Chordata, Mammalia, Microbiotheria, Microbiotheriidae. Gene Ontology annotation, biological process: cell adhesion. Gene Ontology annotation, molecular function: transmembrane signaling receptor activity; hyaluronic acid binding.
UCCAGUGCGUCAAGUCCUCCAAAGGGGAGAGCAGGCAACUGAAGUCUGGGCAGCCUCUCUUGGCUGCAGGGGCUUUCCAACCAUGGCACGCUGCACCAUCAUGACCUUGGUUCUUUCUCUGCUCUUGUUCCUGGCUCAAGGCUUGCUCCAAGUAGAAGAUAUCCUUGUCCUUGAACCAUGUAGGAUCAUGGGGAUCACUCUCAUUGGCAAAGGGAAAGGGCCAGAAUUUAAUUUCACAGAAGCCAGAGAUGCCUGCAGCACGUUAGGUCUCCGGCUGGCCAGUAAAGUUCAAGUGACAACAGCCCAGGUCUAUGGGUUUGAGACAUGCAGUUUCGGGUGGGUCUCUGACAAGUUCGUGGUCAUCUCCCGCAUUCUCCCCAAUCCCAAGUGUGGUCGAAACAAAAUAGGUGUCGUGGAGUGGAAACUGUCCCCCCAGCAUAAGCAGUAUGCGCACUGUUACAACUCUUCAGACACAUCGGUUAAUUCAUGCUACCCUGAUACUGUCACCACCGAAGACAUAGUCACUGCACCUACUGUAUUGGGCACAACUGAAUCUAACAUCAGCGACGCAGCUGACACAACAACACCAUCUCCAGCCCCACCACCCAAGCCAAAAUGGACAAAAUGGAGCAAGAGAUUAACUUGUGUGACAGAACUAUUUUUAGAAACCAGCACUAUGGAAACGAGUACGGUGCCAGAAGAAGUCCUAUCGACUUUUGAAAGUCAACUUGCAUUUAAGAAUGAAGGUGUUACUUUUGGAGGCUUACCUAUCACACUCUUGGUUCUCGCUCUGAUAUUCUUUAUUGCUGCAGUUGUACUGGCUGUCUGCUACGUCAAAAGGUACAUGGCCUCCCUCCCAUUCACAAACAAGAAUCAGAAGGAAACCGCUGAAGCCAAAGGGAGAAAAGCAGUGAAGACGGAAGAGAAAGUUUCCAAGGAGGAACCAAAGAAAAAUGGGAAAAAGACGGAAGAGCCCAAGAUGACGCCCAAGAUGACACCCAAGAUGACAGUCAAGUACAUGGAGGCUGAGGUGUAGGUGGGCGGGAGGGGACAGCAGAGGACAUGCCUGGGGUCUCUUUACUCUGUACCAGGGUCCAGAGGCCAUGGACACCUCCUGACCUCAAAAGGCUCCUUGUAUUCCCCACUAGAAGCUGCCAGACCCAACAGAUGAAGCAGGAAAGCCCAUGAUCGAUCCCUAACCAGAGGACUCAGGGUUCCCUGAGGAUUAGGGAGCUCAUUCAGAUGACUUCCCCAUUCCUUCCUGCCGCCCACCCACCCACUCCUGGGCCCUAGGUCCUGUCACUCAAUGUCUCCAUAGUGACCUCAGCCUAGACCCAAAAUUCCUCUUCCCUAAUAAAAUCCAGGUGAGAGAAAGUGGAUCUGUCCAACCCCAAUAUCUUAGGAACAUUCCCUGUACAUCUUUGUCAAGGAGUGUUUUAGUGGUCUGGGAAGAGACCAGCUGUGACCCGAGAGUCCCUCAGGCCCAGGGUUGUCAUCCUGGUCCCUAUAUCAAAGAGCAAGGCUUCCUAUGGCCCUGUACUGAUCCUCUGAGCUUAGAUAUAUUAGGCAGGGCAAUGAAUAGGAGCGGAGGCAACAUGGAGCUAAAAGAAAAAAGGGAACCCAGAUACUGACAGUUCAUCAUCUCUUAGAGUCUUAGGGCUGGAAGGAAUCUCAGCAUCCCUCUAGCCUUAAACACUUGGACUCCUUCAGCAUCUAGUGGAGCCCAUACCCAUGUUCAGUCUGACCUGUGGUAGAGCAUUCGGAGCUUAGGGGUCUGAUCAGCCAUGGGCAGACACACUGCCACUUGCCUCUAACAUAGUGAUGUCAUUUUGGUCCUCUUCAAGAAUGAAGGACAACAACCAUCCAACAAAGCCCAUAUAUCCCUUUUCAGAACCAUGUUUUCAAAUACAUUCAAUAAAUAGCAUUCCAAAGACCAGUGAUUUUAAGAUAAAAAUGUAAUUUUUCAUACCCAGAUUCACAGCACCCACUGAAAUCUAAGAAUCCCUGAUCCAGUCCAAUUCCCUCAUUUAUAGACAGGGAAACUGAGGCCCAGAGAGUAGAAGUGACUUGCCCAUGAUUUUACAAGUAACUACUUGUGGCAGACAUAGGAUUUGAACCCAGGUCCUGUGCCUCUCUAGCUGGUGUUCAUGCCACUGUGCCACCCUGGCAAACCUGAUAGAAUAAAUCUCAUUUUCGUCCUUCCUUUCUUUCUUUCUUUCUUUCUUUCUUUCUUUCUUUCUUUCUUUCUUUCCUUCCUUCCU